Messenger RNA from Nelumbo nucifera (sacred lotus), 2505 nucleotides. RefSeq names its product Pentatricopeptide repeat (PPR) superfamily protein. NCBI's taxonomy places the organism in Eukaryota, Viridiplantae, Streptophyta, Magnoliopsida, Proteales, Nelumbonaceae. Gene Ontology annotation, molecular function: protein binding; RNA binding; zinc ion binding. The record is from RefSeq and is a predicted model, not a curated record. Gene Ontology annotation, biological process: RNA modification.
UGCAGUUUCAUGUCACGUCUAGACACAAUAGCAUGCAAUGUUCACAGUUUGAACCAGCUGAGGCAAUUCCAUGCACAGAUUAUCCAACAUUCCCUCCAGCACCACAACUAUUGGGUGGCCUUGCUUAUCGGCCAAUGCACGCGAAUCCACGCGCCUUUGGCCUACACCCGUCUCAUCUUCGACUCUGUGCCUCGCCCAAAUGUUUUUGUCUUCACCUCUAUGCUCAAAUUUUACUCCCAAUGGGGAGCCCACCAUGAUGUUUUCACACUGUUCGACCGGAUGCGGCGGUGUGAUGUGAGACCUGAUGCAUUUGUGUACCCAAUUUUGAUCAAGUCAGCCGGAAAGGCAGCCACUGGACUCCAUGCCCUUGUGUUAAAAUUGGGUCACGGUUCUGACCAGUACGUCCGGAAUGCAAUCAUGGAUAUGUUUGCCAAGCAUGGACCUAUUGAACAUGCUCGAGUAUUGUUCGAUGAAAUGCCCAAUAAGACAAUUGUGGAUUGGAAUUCGAUUAUAUCUGGGUAUUGGAAAUGGGGCCAUGAAGCUGAAGCUUUUGAACUCUUCAAUUUGAUGCCUGAAAGGAAUAUCAUCUCUUGGACCGCAAUGGUUAGUGGUUAUGCUAAGUUUGGUGAUUUGGAGAAAGCACGGAAGUUCUUUGAUGAAAUGCCAGAGAAGAAUGUAGUCUCAUGGAAUGCAAUGCUUUCGGGUUAUGUGCAGAAUGGAUUUGCAGAAGAAGCUUUAAAGUUGUUUGAUAUGAUGAUUGAUGCGGGACUUCAACCUGAUGAGACCACAUGGGUCACCAUUAUUUCAUCAUGUUCAGCACGCGGAGAUCUUCAACUUGCAGAAUCACUUGUGAGUUCACUUGAUAGAAGAAAGAUUCGUCUAAAUUGCUUUGUCAAGACAGCGCUCCUUGAUAUGUAUGCAAAAUGUGGGAGCCUUGAAACGGCACGGAACAUUUUCGAUGAGAUGGGGAUAUAUAAGAAUCAGGUUUCUUGGAAUGCAAUGAUCUCGGCAUACGCAAAGAAUGGUGAUCUCACUUCAGCAAGCAAGCUCUUCUAUGAGAUGCCAGAACGGAAUGUGGUCUCAUGGAAUUCGAUGAUUGCAGGCUAUGCUCAAAAUGGGCAGUCAGCUAUGGCCAUUGAGCUCUUCAAAGAAAUGACAACAAAGGAAGAGUUGAAACCAGAUGAAGUGACAAUGGUGAGUGUCAUAUCAGCUUGUGGGCAUCUAGGAGCUCUUGAGUUGGGUAAGUGGGUUUUGUCAUUUAUCAAAGAAAACAGCAUCAAAUUGAGCAACUCAGGCUAUAAUGCUCUUAUUUCCAUGUACUCAAGAUGUGGUAGCAUGGAAGAUGCCAAGAAGAUUUUCCAAGACAUGCCAACAAGAGAUUUAAUCUCCUAUAAUUCAUUGAUUGCUGGGUUUGCAGCCCAUGGCCAUGGAACUGAGGCCAAUGAAUUAAUUUUGAGGAUGAAAAAUGAAGGAAUAGAACCAGACCGGAUAACAUAUAUUGGUGUGUUAACAGCAUGCAGUCAUUCAGGAUUAGCAAAGGAAGGCCAGAAAAUUUUCGAGUCCAUAAGGAGUCCAUCAGUAGAUCAUUAUGCUUGCAUGGUCGAUCUGUUAGGCCGAGCUGGUGAGCUUGACCAAGCAAAGAGAUUGAUAGACACAAUGCCGAUAAAGCCACAUGCAGGAGUCUAUGGAGCGCUUCUCAAUGCUUGCCGCAUCCACAAGCGAGUUGAUCUUGGGGAGAUUGCUGCAUGCAAUCUCUUCGAGCUUGAACCUGAGAACUCAGGGAACUAUGUUUUGCUUUCAAACAUCUAUGCAUCACUUGGGAAGUGGGAAGAUGUAGAAAGAGUCAGAGGCACAAUGAGAGCGCGGGGAGUGCAAAAGACAACUGGGUGGAGUUGGGUGGAGUUUGGCGGCAAAUUACACCGAUUCAUAGCUGGAGAUCGUUCACACAAGCUCUCUGAUCAGAUUUACAGGUUGUUGGAAGAACUGAGGAAGAAGAUGAGAGAUGCUGGAUAUGUAGCUGAUAAGUGCUAUGUGUUGAGAGAUGUGGAGGAGGAAGAGAAAGAGGAGAUGGUUGGAACUCACAGUGAGAAGCUGGCCAUUGGGUUUGGACUUCUAGUCAGUGAAGUGGGAGCUAUGAUCAGAGUGGUGAAAAACCUACGGGUGUGUGGAGAUUGUCAUUUCGCCAUUAAGAUGAUAUCAAAGUUGGAGGGAAGGGAGAUCAUUGUGAGAGAUAACAACAGGUUUCACUGUUUCAAGAACGGGGAGUGCUCCUGCAGGGAUUAUUGGUGAAAUGAGAGAUGAUAGCUGUGCAAGUGCAAUCUGCAAUGCUGGAAAAGAAACAAAUCACAACCCAACCCCCGAGUUCUUAAACCGGGCCCACUCAAGUAAUUUUUUGGGGUAAAAUGGUUCAAACAAGUCGAGUUGGUUGGGUGAGAUCGAAUUUCUUUUAGGUGAUAACUAGGGGUGACAUGGUCUGCUUCUAAAAAUGUGUUUUUGAGGGGAAAA